Messenger RNA from Petromyzon marinus (sea lamprey), 574 nucleotides. RefSeq names its product cytochrome b-c1 complex subunit 8. The record is from RefSeq and is a predicted model, not a curated record. Lineage: Eukaryota; Metazoa; Chordata; Hyperoartia; Petromyzontiformes; Petromyzontidae. Gene Ontology annotation, cellular component: respiratory chain complex III. Gene Ontology annotation, biological process: mitochondrial electron transport, ubiquinol to cytochrome c.
UUAAAGGUCACAGGGUGGGGUGGUGGGAGGGGUUUGGUGCGGCGCGCCGUGACGUGUUGACGUCAUCACGUCAAUACGUCAGCACUUGCGACGUGCUGACGUCAUCACGCAGCUCCCCUUCGGUGUCAUUAACGCGAAGGCGACCUUCAAGCUCUGCAGCGAUGGGGGGCGACCACCUUGAGUUUGGGCGGCUGGCACGCGUGAGGCACGUUGUCACCUUCAGCCUCUCGCCCUUCGAGCAGCGAGCCUUCGCGAACUUCUUCACCCAGGCGCUCCCCAACACCCUGCGCCGAAUUAGCGCGCAGGCCCUGAGGGUGGGCCCACCGUUCAUGUUGCUCUACUUCAUCUACGACUAUGGCUCCAAGGAGUUCACACGCUCACGGCGCAAGGACUCCUCCCUGUACUCCGACGACGAGUGACGGUUUCGCGCGGGAGAGGUGGGAGGGGAGGAGAGGUGAAGGAGAGAGAGAGAGGCGAGGAGAGGCGAGGAGAGGCUCAGGAGAAUUCGACUCGUAGGCAACAGCGCACGGAUAGGCGCAGGACAACAAUAACAACAACAAUAACAACAACAACA